AAUUGUACAUUUGCAAAAAUAAACAAAUUUUAGGCCUACUUGUAGUUACACCCAGACAGACUACAUCGUCUAAUCCACAUUGUUUAAAUGUUCCAGUGCGUGAUAGCAGCACUGCUGCAUGAUGGAGAAUACGUUAGUGGCCAAGGGCCAAGAGACACCUACCACUACCAAUACAGACCCUGACUUUAUCGUCUAUCUAUUCGAUCCAAAAGAAGAAUACAACUGUUACUUUAUCGUCGGGAACCCUGACUUGGACAGAGUAGAGAGAAUAGGCGUAGUCAAGAAAAUGCUACUUGCCCAUAGUGUGGUCCUUAGAGCACAACUGAAGGACUCCAAGCUUGCUGAAAAAGAUGAUGUCAAAGUCAAAGAUAUUUUCCCACAAACCUUCAAGAACUUACUCAGAUAUGUUUACGGGUAUGACACCACCGCAACAUUAACCUUUGAUGAGGCAGAUGACUUGUUAUAUGCAGCAGAAAAAUGGCAGAUGCUCAAACUUAAAAAUAAGCUUUCACUUCGUUUGAUGUCCAUGCUAAAUGUUAGCAACAUUUGCAGUCUGAUGAACAACCCUGCGUGCUUCACUGUCUUGGAGCUGAACUCAGCUAUCAACGAGAUUCUGCAGUUUGAAACAGACCGUGUACUGGCCUCUCCUCAAUUCCUGGACCUCUCUUCUAGUGCAUUCUUGAGAAUACUGGAACAAGAAUUUUGCAAUGUGCCUGAGAUUGAGCUUUGGAGGGCAGCCAUCAACUGGGCUAAAAAACAAGGAAACUCGGAUAGCCAAACUUUGAGGGAUCAACUAAAUGAUCAUCUAAAACACAUCAGGGUGUGUACAAUGGACAAUGAUGCCAUCUUUCUGGAGGUAAUUCCCUCAGAAGUACUGACAUAUAAAGAAUUAGCACUAGUGAGCGAAUCUCGCAGAACUGGACAAGUACAGCCUGAACUUACUACUAUCUGCAAUGUGAUUAAGAAGCGAGGUUGUCCUAUGGUUAAAUCUGAAUUGAUUGUCGAAGAGUUUGUAAAAAAGGGCUAUCAACACACUUCGGGAUCUUCUGAAUUUACACUUACCACUAGAGAAGCCACAAUAGAAUUGUGUUCUGUCCGUUGUAGCUACAAUGAUCCAGAUUGCAACUACACCCUAUCAAUCAGGAGAGGCACAGAUACCAUAGCUACAUUCAAAGGAGAGUUAAGAGCCUGGGGACGCAUCCCAGUUGAUGUUGAUGGUGAAAAUGUGCAGUUGUCUCCAAACACCUCAUACAGGUUUAGGUUUGAGUGUUCAUGUAAUCACUUCCACCGUGUUAAUCUUGUUCAAACGAGGAUGUCAGGAAAUCACUUCUCAGUUGACUCUCAAACUCAACUUAUUCAUAUUGGAGAAAUUUCCUACAUAACAAUCACCAAGAGAGUUCGAUCGACUUGAGCAGUGCAGUAGACAGAAUCACCGCAGGUCACACGAAGUUAUUAAGACUUUAUAAACAUCCCAACUUGAUUAUCACUAAUUAAGCUCAUUACUUGGACAUUGAAAUUAUGGGUGUUCAGUAAUUUUUUUGUAUACAACUGUAGUGUUUGUUAUCAAGAGUAUGUUUUAUAUAAAACUAAUAACUAGACCUAA
Macrosteles quadrilineatus (aster leafhopper) is the source of this 1603-nucleotide messenger RNA. RefSeq names its product BTB/POZ domain-containing protein 3-like. Gene Ontology annotation, molecular function: protein binding. The record is from RefSeq and is a predicted model, not a curated record. Gene Ontology annotation, cellular component: cytosol. Bases 119 to 1411 code for a protein of 430 amino acids. Gene Ontology annotation, biological process: neurogenesis. NCBI's taxonomy places the organism in Eukaryota, Metazoa, Arthropoda, Insecta, Hemiptera, Cicadellidae. The transcript is spliced from 5 exons.